UGUUAUUAUCAAAUUAAAUUGUCAGUGUUGUUCGUGUCUAUUCGUCGAACAUGAUGAUGAUAACAUUUCAUCGAAAAAAAAAAACAUGAUAAUCUAUGUAGUAUGAUGGUGAUAGUUGAUCAAUUUAAAAUUGAUUAUGUUUAAUUGAUUGAUUGGAAACCAUAUCCAUUUUAUUGUUGUUUUUAGUUUUUCGAAUCUAGCCAGCCUCAAAAAAUACAAUGCGUUCCAUUUUGCUUUCGUCGAUAUUUUUGCUCAUAUUUUCUGGUUCCUGUUUGGCCAUUCUUGAUGCAUUCACAGAUGGUUUGGAUCUUGGAGGAUAUUCAUUACCACGUAGUGUUAAUAAUUAUGAACUUCAUGAUUCAUGUUUAAUUGAACUACGAAAACAGAUGAAUCUUGAAAAACAUGCUAGUCUUGUCUAUAAACAGAUGGCAUUUCAUUUUGGUAGCGUAAAAAUGGCCAGACCUGGAUUUUCAAAAAUUUUUGAACAUCAUUCCACUGAAGAACAUGAACAUUCGAAUAAAUUCAUCAAAUAUAUUGAUUUACGUGGCGCUACAAUCGGAAGUUUUAAUAUAACGAUGCCACAUAAAACAUCAUGGUCUAAAGCAUUGGAAGCGGUUGAAGAUGCAAUCGAAUUGGAACAUUUUGUUACAAAUGAAAUUAUCCGCAUACAUCGUAUUGCCGAAAAAACCUGCAAAGAUGUUCAUCUGAUGAAUUUUCUGGAAAAUGAUUUCAUUGAAGAACAAAUUUCAUCGAUUAAUAAAUUAAUGAAAUUGGCAACAUUAUUACGAUCGGUUGGCGGUAACGAUGGUGGUUAUGGUGAAUAUCUUAUUGAUCGUGAUUUCUUCAACGGCAAAUUAUCUUUAGACGAACUUUGAAGGACAUGCAAAACGCCCAUCGUAUCAUUCGAUUGAGGUUUUUUUUGGUUCUUUUUAAUAAAUUUUUGUUUUCGGUUUUUUAGAUCAAUUGACCUUUAUUAAUAAAAAAAAAGAAAAAUUAUUGAUUAAUCGAUUGAUUUGACAAUAAAAACUCACGACGAUUCGUUUUUUGGGUCGUUGUUGUUGUUUCCAA
Molecule: messenger RNA, 1068 nt
Organism: Dermatophagoides farinae (American house dust mite)
Lineage: Eukaryota; Metazoa; Arthropoda; Arachnida; Sarcoptiformes; Pyroglyphidae
Product: soma ferritin
Biological process (GO): intracellular iron ion homeostasis; iron ion transport
Cellular component (GO): cytoplasm
Molecular function (GO): ferric iron binding; ferrous iron binding
Source: RefSeq, a predicted model, not a curated record